GUGUGACCGAAGAAUGAAGGAAGAGUUCGAUAUCGAGUAACGUCAAAGAAAAGGGAGCAACAGAAGACCAGGACGAGGAGCUGAGCGAUAAUUCAUUCACAUCCCGGUUAAUGGUAUAGCCUCGAGAAAUUACAAGCCCAAUUACACCGUCACGACAGACGAAGAAGCGAUUUCAAGGCAAUCGCGUGCCACAUGUGUCGAAAGAAAAACACAAGAUUCUCCGAUAAGGCGUUGAAAAGAUCGGAAAAAGUGCGAUCGCGGUGACGAUAUCGGCUUCGGUUAGGUCCAAGGUAGAAAUUGGACGGAAAAACAGCACCAGCAGCAGGAACGAGACGGGGUCAUGAACAGCAACUUGAACAACAGUAACGAACACAGCUACUUUUGCCUCGUGGCGAUUUACGCGAUACACGUGGUCGUGCUCCACCUGUAUUCGCCCACCGAUCUGCCCAUGGACAAACACAGCCCUCCGGCUCGGCUCCAACCCAUGGCAAGGUGGAGGGCGCGAACCACCCUCGGCGAGAGUCGGCGGAACUUCACUGGAUCCGUUAUCCACGAAUCGGAACUUCCGCUCGCCGAUCAUAAUUCGGAUGCUAACGAGACUUUUCAGGGUCGAAUUCCAACCCAUCGGGUCAUCGACGGGGUUCGGGCCACCGUUGGACAAUUUCCACAUCAGGUCUCUCUCAGGCGGUCGAAAACUGGAGUCCACUUUUGCGGUGGCAGCAUCAUCGAUGAAGAAUGGAUCGUCACUGCCGCCCACUGUCUGUACAGCAACAGGAAACUCAUAGCGGCUUCCACCAUCAAGGUUUUCGCCGGUGACCUGUUGCUCAACGAGCCGUCUUCCACAUCCCAGACGAGAACUGUCAGGAAAAUUGUAGUGCACCAGGAUUUCGAUGUCAAUACGCUCAGGAACGACAUUGCGCUGCUAAAGCUCCGGUCUAAGCUGACCCUGGACGAUGAAGCUGUUGCUGCAAAGGCGCUUAGGAAUGAAACCGUCGCUGAUGGAACACCCUGCCAAGUUUCUGGAUGGGGCGUUGCUAAAUACAAAAAUGCCGCACUCAGUAACGAGCUACUCUACGUAGACAUACCCGUCGUCGAUAGAACACUGUGCAGAGAACUGAUGGUCAACUUUUCCGACAUUCCUCAAGUGAUGAUCUGCGCCGGAUACAUCGAAGGCGGGUUUGACAGCUGUCAGGGUGACUCGGGUGGCGGAAUGAUAUGCGACGACAUGUUGACGGGGGUCGUGUCAUGGGGAAAGGAGUGUGGACUCGCCAAUUUCCCGGGAAUCUACACGAACGUCUACGUCUUCAGCGACUGGAUCGUUGAGACCAUAGUGACCAGCACCUCCUCUCCAACCUCGGCUAACAAUAAGGGCUGGAGUCCAGCAGCUUGGGGUGUCUUUCUCGGGUGCCUGGUGUUCCUCUUUACCUACACGGACCGUGAGAGAGUCGAGAGUGAACCGCCGUCCUAGGAACGGAUAGGACAACGGGCGAUCCAUGGAACAGUCACGGCAAGAACGUUGAUUUACUUGUCCGACGAGAGCCGUUCACAACUUGACUUGAAUGUACAAUUUACUUUAUGUAAGAUGAUAUACUUGUAAGGCAUCGUUCAAGAAUCUGCAAGUACAAUCAGCCUGCAUUACCGACAGCGCAAAGAACGUUCAAUUGUCUAUAAAUAGCUGCCAACGGUUUUGGGCAGUCAAUCGUUCGAGCACAUUUUGGGAUCAAUGAAAUUGACCGUAUGCCAUACAGUCUGCGGAUAUUCCAACCGCGCAACGUGCACUUAACCAAAUUUACUUGUAUAUACCUAAGCCAAAAGAUUCGAAUU
Molecule: messenger RNA, 1824 nt
Organism: Diprion similis
Lineage: Eukaryota; Metazoa; Arthropoda; Insecta; Hymenoptera; Diprionidae
Product: trypsin-like
Exons: 6
Coding region: 341-1468 (375 amino acids)
Biological process (GO): proteolysis
Molecular function (GO): serine-type endopeptidase activity
Source: RefSeq, a predicted model, not a curated record